Messenger RNA from Mesorhabditis belari, 1401 nucleotides. The record is from the annotation of a GenBank genome assembly. Lineage: Eukaryota; Metazoa; Nematoda; Chromadorea; Rhabditida; Rhabditidae.
AUGCUAAACACUCCGUCGACCUCUUCAACCGAGUCACUCAUCUCCGAAUUCACUAUUGAAUUUUCUAAAGCAGAUCCAUGCUAUUCUUGGGGUGAAGUGAUUCAUGGAAAACUCUCAAUGAAAUGUCCACCCUCAACGCAACUCGAUGUUGUUUCAGUCAAAUUGCAAAUAGCUGGAUAUACUCGAUUCAAAGGGAAACAAAGAUCAAUCAAGGAAGAGAAUUAUUUUCUGAAAAAAGAGAGAAAUCUCCUAUCUGGACCGGUCACCUACUAUGAUGGGAAAAAGGAAAUCCCCUUUCAGGAAACUUUACCACCCGAUUUACCUACUUCCGUUGAAACAAAAGUGGGAAGGAUUGGAUAUUAUCUGAAGACAACUUUGGUCUACAAAAAUAAAGAUGGAUCCGAUACAACAAUUCAUGCAGUCCGCGGGUUUUCCAUGAUCGAAGAUGUCGAUCUGAACGUUUUACCGAAGCAAUAUUUUGAGGAAAGAAAUCAAAUUGUUCAUCAAAAAUUUGGUCUCUUUUCGUGCACUGGAGGAUUGGUUCGAUUGGCGAUCAUCUUAGAAAGAAGUGCUUUCGUUUCCGGAGAAUUUGUGACAAUAACUGGCAGAAUUGAGAACAAAAGCGAUCGACGGGUGGAGAAAGUUUCGGCGGUGAUACAACAAAGAGCACAUUGCAAAGAAAGCCCAUUUGAUAAGCACAAUGAUGAGACGGAUGUGGUCGAUGUUUUUGAGGAAAGUCUUGCUCUUUUCGUCGAUCCGACUGUCACGCUAAAAAUUGACAAGAAAAUGCCGAUACCUGUGUUGCCACCGAGCACACCACAAGACGAGCACUCAAUCGCGAAUCGAGUCUCGAAAAGGAGAAUCUCAAUUGGAAAUCUCCGUUCCCGUCCGUCUCAACUCUCUCUCAACCUCUCACAACUCAGCCCAUCUCGCCCACUUUCGAUCUCAUAUUCUUUAUGUUUUCAGGUGAAAUGUGUAGGUGUCGACAAUUUACAAAUUUGUUGGCCGAUUGUGAUUGGUUCGGUUCCAUUGACGAGUUCGACCGUCAACAACGAUCCGCAAGCAACCACGCAUAUUUUUAAGCAAUGCAAGCACGAAAAGCCUUACGAUGUUGUUCAUUCGAAUUCAAUCAAUAACAUCGGAAAAACAAGAAUCUCUUACAUCAACAAAUACCCAUUCUUUUCUGAUUUGAAAACUUCAUCAAAGCAAGGAAAAAAGAUCUCCCUUUGGGCAAACACUGUUCGAAUGGAACACAAAUGGUUGAACGCUGUGAGGGACAAAGAGACGAACAAGGAGAAGAAAGGGGUGAUGUUCAACGCGAAUCCAGUGAAUGCCACCUACACCUCACAGGAAUCCGAGGAUCCAAGAAGAAUCUCCGAUGUUGCUCUAAAAAUUCCUGGA